This is a messenger RNA of Grus americana (Whooping crane), 2603 nucleotides long. RefSeq names its product fatty acid amide hydrolase 2 (gene FAAH2). The coding region runs from base 46 to 1656 and encodes 536 amino acids. The transcript has 11 exons. The record is from RefSeq and is a predicted model, not a curated record. NCBI's taxonomy places the organism in Eukaryota, Metazoa, Chordata, Aves, Gruiformes, Gruidae.
CCGCCUCGGGGGCGUGGCCCCGGCGGCGCCGGGCAGUGGGCGGCCAUGGCGCUGUCGCGCGCGGAGCGGUGCCUGGCGCUGCUGCUGCGGUGGCUGUCGCGCGCCUGCCUGGCGCUGCUGGGGCUUGUGACCCCCGCGCCGCCGCGCGCCGGCCCCUCCCGCCCCGCGCCGCCGCGCGCCGUCCCGCCGCCGCGCCGCGAGCUGCUGCUGCUGCCCGCCCGGGAGCUGGCCGCGCGACUCCGCGCCCGGCAGGUGACGUGCGUCGAGGUGGUUGAGGCGUACGUGGAGAGGAUCAAGGAGGUCAAUGCCCUCAUCAACGCCGUCGUUAAGGACAGGUUUGAGGAGGCCCUGCAGGAGGCCCAGCAGGUAGACAAGCUGCUUUCGGAGGGCCCUGGUGAUGACUACCUGGAGGAGAAGUUCCCCUUGUUAGGCGUUCCCAUCACUGUCAAGGAGGCCUUUUCUCUGCACGGGAUGCCCAACACAUCUGGCUUGGUCAACCGCCGCAACGUGAUUGCCACAUCAGAUGCCACGGUAGUGUCCCGGCUGAAGCAGGCCGGUGCCAUCCCGUUGGGCAUGACCAACUGCAGCGAGCUGUGCAUGUGGUACGAGUCCAGCAACAGGGUCUACGGCCGGACCAACAACCCCUACGACCUGCAGAGGAUCGCAGGCGGCAGCUCAGGCGGGGAGGGCAGUGUCCUGGCAGCUGCCUGCUCAGUCAUAGGUGUGGGCUCUGACAUCGGUGGCAGCAUCCGCAUGCCUGCCUUCUUCAACGGAGUCUUCGGCCAUAAACCCACAACAGGGGUCGUGCCCAACGAUGGCCAGUUCCCAAACGCUCGAGGGGUGCGGACCAGCUUCCUGUGCACGGGGCCCAUGUGCCGCUAUGCGGAGGACCUGGAGCCUAUGCUGAGGGUCAUGGCUGGUCCUGGAGUUAACAAGCUGAAGCUGAAUGAAAAGGUGUCGCUGGAGAAAAUAAAAUUUCACUGCAUGGAUCAUGACGGCGGGUCCAUUUUUGUGUCACCUGUGGACAAGGAGAUCUUGCAGGCCCAAAAGAAGGUGGUGAAGCACCUCGAAAGUGAGCUGGGCGUCCAAGUUCGGCACGUGGCGAUCCACAAGAUGAAGUAUUCUUUCCAGAUCUGGUCAGCCAUGAUGUCGUCCAAGGACAGCGAUGGGCAGGAGGCCCAGCUAUUCACGGACCUGCUGGGCGAUCACGGGAAGCCGGUGUGGCCGCUGUGGGAGCUGAUGAAGUGGCUCGUGGGGAUGUCUUCCCACACUCUCCCAGCUAUCGCCCUGGGGCUGACGGAGAAGCUGAUGAAACUCAACCCUGGUGGGAAUGCCAAGCUGGUGAGCAUGGGGAAGAGCCUGCAGGAGGAGAUGGAGGCCCUGCUGGGGCCGGACGGGGUGCUCCUCUACCCCUCCCACCCCACCAUAGCUCCCAGGCACAACUCCCCCAUAUGCAUGCCCUUCAACUUUGCCUACACAGCUAUCUUCAACGUCCUGGGCUUGCCGGUGACGCAGUGCCCGCUGGGCCUGAGCAGCGAGGGCCUCCCGCUGGGCAUCCAGCUGGUGGCAGCCUCCUACAACGACCACCUGACGCUGGCAGUAGCCCGGUAUCUGGAGAAGGCCUUCGGAGGAUGGGUUUUACCUGGGAAAGCUUAGCCUGGGCUCCUGGCACUGCAGCGACAGAGACAGAGAUGGUGGUACCCAGGAAGGCAGUGGCAGGCGCUGAUGCCGGAUCCCGUCGUGGCGCUACCUGCUCCGUCCUCAUCCCCCCUUGUGCCCUCCUGUGAGCGGCCGAGCCCCUGGGGAAGCCAGGCUGUUGCCACUGGAGCCAUCUCUUCCUUGCAGCACCCUCUGCCAGAGGAGAGACCUGCCCUUCCCACGGCCCCUCGGGAGCCCUGGUGCCAGCAGGCUGCCCGCAUCCUGCCUGCAGCAGGCACCUAUCUUCUGGGCAUGGAGAUGGCCGUCUGUCUGUAACGCUUGCUGCUUUGAAGAUGCUCAAUGAAGGCUGGGGAGAGGAAGUGCUGCCAGACUGCUUGGGGAUGACUGCCCAGCACCACCCUCGGGGCUCCCUGGGUGCAUCCAUCCUCCUUGGCCUUACCCAGGCUACGGGGCUGGGACUGCACCUGGUGCACCGCAGGCUUGCUGGCCGCCGCAGCCUCCCUGGGCUGCCACAGGUUUUCCGCCACCUUCUAGCCGGAAGGGGACUGAGGGUGCUGGAGGCAACCUUAUGCUCGUUUCACCGGUGGUGCUUUGUGGGGUGGAACGUGCUGGACUCUGCCCAGUGCAGAGCUGGCAGGCAAGGGAGAAGGAGGUUUUGCUCUUGUGAGUUUUUGACAGCACUGGAAGAGCUCUCGAAACGCUCCUCUGCAUGUGCUGAGACAGCUAAAUCAUCUCCUGCCUGUGUGUUCUUCCCCGUCUGUCCCAGGGGAUCACCCAGCCUGAUUGGUGUCCCUGCCCCUGCCAUCCCCCCUCCCGACCUGCCCGGCCUCUCUGCCCCCGUGAGUGGACGCAGGCAGGAGCAUGGGCAGCUGGCUGUUUCUGGGGCGGGCAGCAAGUGUAAGAUGUUCUCGGUGAGGGUGGGAUUAAAGAGUCUGGUUUGCUGC